AUGGAAAGCAUCCAUAUUUUUUCUGGUAACGUGCCUGCAAUUGUUUGCACAUACUUUAAUCAAAUCUAUUCAAAUCAAAGUAAUAUAUCUAAUUUUAACUCUAAGGAAUCCGAGAAGAAUGAAAAAAAUAGUUUUGAGCAUGGAUCAAUUGCAAUUUUUGACUCAAAUUACAAUCAAAACAAAUUUUUUGGGUUUUGUGGUGAGUCUGGUGGCUGCUUAGAUAGCAAACAUUCAUUCAAUCAAAAUGGCACGAUCUUAGAUCAUGCUAAUGAUAAAAAUCUGACUUUUAGUUCCAAUAUGAGAGAUUUAACCAAACAUUCACCUUGGAACGGGAGAAUUGAUGUAUUUGAACAAAGCAACAAUCAUAUAGAAUAUUCCGAUAACUUUAAUCUUAUAUUUUUUUUAAAAAGGUUAUUAGGAGAUAAAAAUAUUCAUAAUAAAAUUCCAAAUAAAUGGAAUUAUUCAAACCCAAAUAGUGCUAAUGGCCUAUUAAAUAAUUCUUAUAGUUUAAAUGUUAAAAAUUCACGUUUUGAAAGUGCCGAAAUAUUGGAAAGUAUUCGUCAUAAACUUGAAAACUCUGACCAAAAUAGAAUUAUUUACUUAUCGACAGAAGUAGAUUCUGCAUAUAGCAAUAUUUCAAGUGAAAUAUUAGAGUUUCUAGAUGAAGAGACACCACACUCAUACAAACCAUCACUUUCUUUAUUAAUUAACGAGAAUGAAAACAAAAGUAUCAAUAAUUUGAACCUUAAUAAAAUAUUAAAUUUUUCAAAUACAAAAUUCUUAAUAGAUCAAAGUAAAUUUUGCGAUGAUAUUUGGCUAAUUGAUUUGAACCAUAUUGAUAGCUUGGCACAAAGAAAUUCUAAUACAAAUUUCAAUCCUCUCGUUACUUUAGCAUUUAUUAUAGACCAAAUUAGUGCUACGAUGAAAGAUUUAAACAACACUUAUAUUAAUCCAUUAAGUACAAUAGGAAGAUCUGUAAGCCACCCAUUCAGAAAUAUUGCAGUUUUCAACUCAUACAAGGCCGGUAAUGAUAGUAAUAAAACUAGUUGUGUUGUGGGCGCAAAGUUUGAAUCUCUUUGUUCGAAUUAUUUUUUGGACAUUUGUCAGAGCGGAUAUUUUGGUUUAGAUUUACUAGAAAAAUCAGAAAUUAUAUCAAUUAUAAAUGGAAAUCCGUAUAUUUUUGGAAAUGAAACUGAGAAGAUGAUCGAUUUUUUAAGCAUAAAUACUCGUAAAAUAAUUCAUAGUAAUGCAAAAAAGAUUCUAAAUUUAUAUAUAUGA
This is a messenger RNA of Cryptosporidium ubiquitum, 1278 nucleotides long. RefSeq lists its product as uncharacterized. The transcript is spliced from 2 exons. The record is from RefSeq and is a predicted model, not a curated record. Lineage: Eukaryota; Apicomplexa; Conoidasida; Eucoccidiorida; Cryptosporidiidae. The coding region runs from base 1 to 1278 and encodes 425 amino acids.